AUGAACGGCAGCGCAGAUAAGGACAGAAGACUGAUUGUUAUUGUCACUGGAGCGAAUGGAGGUGUGGGUUUUGGGACGUGUCACCGUCUUCUCGUUCAGCUCUCGCAGGUGCAGCCGCCCGAUGCUCUUCCUCGGGUCACCUCGACGGAUACCGCAUUUGAAUUCGCUCAUGCUGGGCUUACGAUAAUCAUGGCGUGUCGGGAUCUCAAACGCGCUGAAGCUGCUCGUGAAAAACUUUACACGCUGAUUGAUGAGCGCAUCAUGAGCAUGCUCCAAGGGUCGUCAGAGCAUGACUAUGCGGUCAAGUUUAGAGAGAAUUUGGUGCUCGCAAUACACAGAUUGGACCUGAGCUCCGUUCAGAGCGUCCUCGACUUCGGGGCGGAGAUUUCACAAGAGUAUCCAUACAUCUCGCAUCUGAUAUGCAACGCUGGUCUUGCAACCUAUAGUCAUGUGGACUUUCUCGUAUUUCUCGAGCAGUUUCUCCAGUCGCCACGGAGGGCGGUGGAGUCUCCACGAUGCAAUGUGCAGAAAAGUGGGGUAAUGAGCAAGGACGGCCUAGGAUUCGUCUGGCAAUGUAACAUUUUUGGCCAUUACGUACUUUUCCGAACCCUCCAACCACUUCUUUCUGCCUCCUCUGAGAGUUCUGGCUUUCACACUCCUGCUAGAGUGCUUUGGAUAUCUUCCAUUGACGUACUGCCUGCGUAUGACACAAAAAGUGACUGGCAGCUGACGAAGACCAAAGACUCGUAUCAGGCGUCCAAAUUCCAACUCGAAUUGAUGAUCCUAGAGCUCUCGCGCCGAUCACAACAAUGCCAGAACGCAGAGGGUGUUCAGCAUCUUCUGCUCCAUCCCGGGAUUAGCCCAACGAGUAUUGCUUCUGAGAUUCUCAAGCCGGAAAUCUUGAGAUACCUCAUGCUCGCAGCCUUCUUCGUUAUUCGGCUACUGGCGGGGUGCCGAUACGUCAACUUCUCCGUUUAUCACGCGGCGCUUGCUACCGUGCAUGUCGCCCUCGCACCUUUGGCCGCGCUUGUCGGCCCUCCUUCGCGGUCAACUUCUUCGACUAUCAGGAAGUUUGGCACUGAGAGUAGCCGAUGGGGUGAGGAACGUCUGGGUUGCACUGAAGUCACGGCUUGGGAUGAGCAUCCCGACGAGGGCAAGUUGCUCGUUGAUAGGUGCGAGGGCCUAUAUCAGACGUUCUUAAAGGCUGGACCAAUAUCGAACAAUGCUGUGGACACAUCACUAUAG
Messenger RNA from Sparassis crispa, 1245 nucleotides. RefSeq lists its product with no specific name. Gene Ontology annotation, cellular component: endoplasmic reticulum membrane; mitochondrial outer membrane; lipid droplet. Gene Ontology annotation, molecular function: 3-beta-hydroxysteroid 3-dehydrogenase (NADP+) activity. Bases 1 to 1245 code for a protein of 414 amino acids. The record is from RefSeq and is a predicted model, not a curated record. The transcript has 5 exons. Lineage: Eukaryota; Fungi; Basidiomycota; Agaricomycetes; Polyporales; Sparassidaceae.